AGCCAACUUUUUUGUAUUUAAAGAAACCUCCGCGACAGAUAACGCUAGUGUUCACACUCAAGUUGUACCUCCAAAUUUGAAUCAACUAUGGCGUGCAAAGCAAUUCCAUUAAUUUUAAUUAUUGCACUUCUCUAUAUCAAGGGAGGCCAAUCAUGGUCCCAAGAUCCUUGGUUCGGCGCAUAUCAAUCGCUGAAAUUUGAACGUCAACACAUCUCGCUCGCGAUCACUAACAUCAACCGACAGAUCUCAUCGGAAAUCAGCGGUAGAAUCACUGCAAUCACUUGGACACUCAAUCAAAUUAAAAACCAAGCGCAAUACGCUCCAACUGCUUGUGCACAGAGAACACUCGCAGAUAUUGAGACAUUUUUCUCAACAAUGCAUAUGAUUCAUGAAUGUCGUAAUAAUGCAUUGAUUAAUGUUCUACGAGAGAAACAAAUGCAACAAAUUGAUGAACUGUUUGGCAAAGUGAAGGAAGCUGAGACAACUUGCAGAACCGUUGUGCAUUAUCAAGAAUGCGCUGAUAAUGUGACCAAAGAAAUACAAGCAAGAUUAUUGGAAAUCAGAGAUGAAACUCAAGGAGAAGCUCAGAGAAUUACUCAAGAAAAUUCGGCAUGUGUUGAACAACGCGGCAGUGAAAUGAUUGGAAAAGUGAAUGAAAUUGAAACAAACUGGAAGACAUGCUAAUUAAUUGUAAAAUUUGAU
Messenger RNA from Dalotia coriaria, 702 nucleotides. RefSeq lists its product as uncharacterized. The transcript has 2 exons. Bases 88 to 684 code for a protein of 198 amino acids. The record is from RefSeq and is a predicted model, not a curated record. Lineage: Eukaryota; Metazoa; Arthropoda; Insecta; Coleoptera; Staphylinidae.